Molecule: messenger RNA, 2788 nt
Organism: Dipodomys spectabilis (banner-tailed kangaroo rat)
Lineage: Eukaryota; Metazoa; Chordata; Mammalia; Rodentia; Heteromyidae
Gene: Msantd2
Product: Myb/SANT DNA binding domain containing 2
Exons: 4
Coding region: 1132-2121 (329 amino acids)
Source: RefSeq, a predicted model, not a curated record
AAGGCUUUGUUUUCCUUGUUUUGUUUUUUGAAAUACAUACAAUAGCAUAAGAUGUACUGUUAAACUCAGGAAACUGAGCUAAUAAUCAGAAAUAUCCAUUAAAAAUAAUGACAAAAUGGAAGGGUUGGACAAGAUAAUGAAGUGUUCCAGGUUUUGUCUAUGGGCUUAUAUAAUGACAUUCAUUUGUUGUGUGUUAUGUGGCAGAAAAAAGUCAAAUAAUUCCCCAUCUUCUCCUCCCCCCCCGAAAAGAAACUGUUCUACUGGCUUUGAUGCUUUUAGCUAUCAUUUUGAGUUGGGAGACUAGUGAAUUGUCUGCAGGUAUUAGUGUGUUGCUUCUUAACAGUGUCUGAGACUGGGACACCAAUAUGGCUUUGACUUCAGUUUUAAAUUUUAGUAGAGUUAGUAAGGAAUACAGACUAUAUAAGUAAUAUGUUUUACUAGCUAAUUUAUGUAGGAAAUUGUUUUUGCCCUGUAUUUCUUCUUGGAAUCAAGGGUAUGGAAGGUAUUCUUUACUUUGGGAAAUUCUUCUUUCUGUCCUCCUUGCCUCGCUUUUUCCAAAUUCUGGGCACAUAGCAGCUCUCUCUUUUCUGUGGCAGGUGUGCAUCCUAUUGGCUGGCUGGUAUUUCUUGUUUUUUCCCCCCUCUUUAUUCUUUUUAAGUGGGGGAGGGAGUAUAAAAUAUAUGUAUGGGUACAUGCAAUAAUGUUGUAAUGUUUCUUGUUGUUUAAUUGAUAAUUAAUUGCAAAGUAAUUGUUUGAUUGAUAACAUGUUUGAGUAAAUGCUAAAUUAGUUUUUUUUUUUCUAAUGUAAUAAUGAAUUUGAAAUCUAGCAUUCUUGUAACAAUGUGUCUAUGUUUGUCUGUCUGUGUCUGUCUAAUAGUAAUUAAUAUCUGUGGUCCUUACCUGGAAGAGGAAGUACAGCUUUAAAGAAUAACAAAAGACUUUGUGUCUUAGACCCUUCGCAGGUGUUACAGUCGGGUGAAAGAACAUGGUGUUGGGAAAAGAAAGAGCAGUUACACAUUUGAACAGUUGGAACAGGUGUUUGGUCAGGGAGGAUGGGAUGCUCAGCCCUGCCAGCCUGUACUUAUUAACAGUAGUGGCUUGUACCAGGAGCUGGAGUCAGAUGGCAGCACUAUGGAGGACUAUUCACAGGAGGACUGGGGAAACCACAGUCAGGAUCUCCAUGGCUAUCCAACAGAUCAGGAUUUGGAUGAAAUACCUGUCACAAAAAGAACACUAAAAAUAAAACAAGAGUCUUCUGAAGAAGCACAGAAGCGAGACAUUAUGCAGAAUAUUGUACAAAUUUUGGAAUCAGUACAGUUGAAAUGGGAACUGUUUCAGAGCUGGACAGACUUUUCAAGACUUCAUCUUUCUAAUAAACUGGCCAUUUUUGGAAUUGGUUAUAAUACCCGUUGGAAAGAGGAUAUCCGGUACCAUUAUGCUGAGAUCAGCUCCCAGGUGCCCCUUGGCAAGCGCCUUCGGGAGUACUUCAACUCCGAGAAGCCUGAGGGACGGAUCAUUAUGACUCGAGUACAAAAAAUGAAUUGGAAAAACGUGUACUACAAAUUUUUAGAGAUCACUAUUAGUGAAGCUAGGUGCUUGGAGCUGCACAUGGAGAUUGACUGGAUACCCAUUGCCCACUCCAAACCAACUGGUGGGAAUGUUGUUCAAUAUUUAUUGCCAGGAGGGAUUCCAAAAAGCCCAGGCCUUUAUGCCAUCGGCUACGAAGAAUGUAUUGAAAGGCCACUCACACCUCACUUGGAGCGACGCUCUUUAGACCCAGGAAAAGAAGGCCGGGUUGACCUGGAAAGCCUUUCAGCACAAGCCUCAUUACAGGUGGAAAUCGAGCCCACCCGAAUUAUCUAUUGCUACCUCGGGAUUGCUGAGGUCAGGACUCUUCAGCAAUGUUUGUUUUUACAUUUCCAAGCAAAUACCAAAACCUUCAGCAAAGAUUGGGUUGGUAUUAAUGGGUUUUUGUCUCAGAACUGUAUUGUGGAUCCUGGAGUUUCUCCCAAGUCCAUCUAUAUCAAAUUUGUGGAAGUAGAGAGGGAUUUUCUUUCCGCUGGCUCUUUAGUUGAGUGCCUGGAAAAAGCCAUUGGAUACCCCUUGAAAUUUAACAAUUGAAUGUCAUCCUUCAUAAGGAUGUGGGCUCAUCCUUCCCUCUUCUACUUAUUUCCCAGUAUCCUGCCCACCCUCAUCCAGAUGCUGCCAUCAGACUCUUCAUGGACACUUUCUCCACGACUGGGCCAGUACAGCCUCUUAAGGAAUCAUAGUAGACUUGGGCAAAAAAACAGACCUCACCUAACAAACGCUCAUUUUGAGCAAGCAAGAUAUCCAGUGGACUUGCAUGGUGGGUCAGUCAUUUCUUUUUUAAAGAUCAACAAUUUUUAAAUGGAUUUUAGAGCCCUAAUAUAAACAAGUGUAGGUACAUUCCAUAUUGGACAAAACUUAUACUUUGAGUUUCAUAUAAAAUUGAAAAAUUGUAUUUUUUUCACAAUGUUUCAUUUUUACACAUCUCUAUGUCUCUAUAUAAGUAUUAUUUACAACCCUGAAUAAAUAAGCAAUAGAUAAUGGCAAGUUAAAACUUGAGUCACAGUAAAUAAGACUUUUUCAGUAUCACCUUUAGCUACAAUUGUAUAUAAUUUAGUUUCAUUUUUUUCACCAACCAAGUGUUUUUGCUAUUUCCAAUCAGUGUUGCCUGCGAAGACCUUUGUUUCUGUGAUGUACCAACUUUAUGGUUGUGUUGCCAUUUAAAAUUUUUAUAUAUUAAAAGUAUUAAAGUAAUUCCUGA